Actinia tenebrosa (Australian red waratah sea anemone) is the source of this 1631-nucleotide messenger RNA. RefSeq lists its product as uncharacterized. Gene Ontology annotation, biological process: neuron migration. NCBI's taxonomy places the organism in Eukaryota, Metazoa, Cnidaria, Anthozoa, Actiniaria, Actiniidae. The record is from RefSeq and is a predicted model, not a curated record. Gene Ontology annotation, cellular component: membrane; cytoplasmic vesicle.
CGGGCGAUCAACACUGAAAAUACUCCGUGUUCGCCAAUGUAGUGACUUCAUCCAAGCCUGAAUUUUGACUGAGGAUCCUAUCGCAAAAGAUUUGGUAAAACAAAUCUUCCCUCCUCGACUUCCAAACUACCUUAAGUCGACUUCAAUCUUCAAGUUAAGAGUACAAUGGACUACUUUGUUAUGAUUCAAUACUUUGGAGUAUUCUUACUGGCUUGUGUGACAGCCGCCAAACUUGACCUCAAAAACCAGGACGCCUUGCUGUGCAGUAGAAGUGCUGUGGAUUACAAUGUAACUUUAAUUAAGGGAGCAAAGGCAGGGAAAUUCUAUAAACUCGAUAAAGUGAACAGAAUAGACGAUUGUAUCAACCACUGCUGUGACAGUAAGAACUGUGAUGUGGCGUUCAUGGUCACUAGUGCGUGUUACUUGGUACAGUGUAAUAGCAAGGAGUCGUGUGAGAUUCAACAAGCAAAACAACCUAAACUGGGGACUAUCUUGUCUGUGGUUAAUAAGAAAUCGAAAUUAAAAGAUAAACCUGACGCUGAACCUGCAGUAGAUGAGAACCUUGCAGAGAAACCAUUAAGUUCUUUUGUUAGUGCGGACGAUGGUAUGACGACAGUUAGCGCGUUUGGGACUGGUAAAUACAAACGAACCAAGAGGUCUUCAGACGUCAUUGACCUGGUGGUGGCUGUUGGUUGCGGAACAGUCGCAGUCUGUGUGGGCGUGGCUGGUGUUAUCAUGAUGACAAGAAGAUUGAUUGACAACAGUAAAAACACAGCAGCCUAAUGGCUUUCAUGUCAGUCAUAGCAGCUAAUCAUUAGAUUAAUAUUAACAUUAACUAUUAGAUUAAUAUUAAUAUUAAAUACAUCCAAUAUUUGGAUUGUAAAUAAUCAUAAUUCAAACAAGCAGUUCUCUCUAAGGCUAAAUCUACACCUCCCAUUUCGUUUGCCAAUUGUUUUAAAGUUAGAAACCACGUGACCGGGGUUCUUAUUGAGCCCACAUUCAUACAGACUAGCGGAAUAUUUAGUGCUCAUGUGUUGCUGUUUCAACACAGGGAUCCCGACAUAUGGACUGUAGUUUUUAUCUACAAUGUAUUUAAUUUGAGGGAAAGGCUCAAGCAGAAAAGCUUAACAAUGUAUAAAGAAAUCUGGUUGCUUUUAGCGGAGGGAACAUGUAAAACAAGCGUUGGGAAGCCUCGGAUAUGAUAUGAAUACGUGAGAGGUUGUCUUGACAACGACGAGUUAUAGACCUAAUCGGCUAACGUGUUGCUAUGUACGUUUCCACCCAAUUCAAACCACAUGGGACUAAGUUUCAUUGUUCGUUAUAUUUUGGUUUCACAGUUGAAUUCGUAGAGACAAACGCUUCUWUUCCCARAAGGUUUGAAUUGGGUGGUAACGUACAUAGCAACACGUUAGCCGAUUAGGUCUAUUGAAGAAUGCAUUUGCAUCGAAAAAGUCUAUAUGGUAUAUAGUAGUUUGGUAGAUGAGUGUGUAUCCAGUAAGGAUGAAGUACUGGCCAAUAAAGAUACGAAUAAGAACAGUAACAAACUUAUGACGAAUCUAUCGUUAUUCGUUUUGAGUAUUAAACCAAACGACAAUAAAAUUACCAGAAAAUUACAAUGUUGAGUUAAAUGA